Molecule: messenger RNA, 1029 nt
Organism: Drosophila innubila
Lineage: Eukaryota; Metazoa; Arthropoda; Insecta; Diptera; Drosophilidae
Gene: ND-24
Product: NADH dehydrogenase [ubiquinone] flavoprotein 2, mitochondrial
Exons: 3
Coding region: 120-848 (242 amino acids)
Biological process (GO): mitochondrial electron transport, NADH to ubiquinone
Molecular function (GO): NADH dehydrogenase activity
Source: RefSeq, a predicted model, not a curated record
CCUAGUCUCCAGCUGAUAGGAAUCGAGUCAAUCGAAGUCGUUGGAGGCACUGCCAGUGGCACCGACAAUUCAAUUAUAUUCAUAAUUUUCGUUAGUUACGUCGAUUGAAAGCAUAUAAAAUGCUGUCGAACUGUGCCGUCAAAACACUGGCCGCUGUCCGGGGCAGCCUGCGCGCCAUUGCCACCAGCAGUGCACAGCGGAGCGACAAUCUGUUCGUGCAUCGCGAUACACCCGAGGAUAAUCCGAGUAUACCGUUCGAGUUCAAUGCGGAAAACAAGAAACGUGUGGACGCCAUACUGAGCAUCUAUCCGGAGGGACACAAGCGAGGUGCAAUGAUUCCGUUGCUGGAUCUGGCACAGCGUCAAUAUGGCUGGCUGCCCAUCUCGGCCAUGCACAAGGUGGCCGAGAUUCUUGGCCUGCCCAAUAUGCGUGUUUACGAGGUGGCCACCUUCUACACAAUGUUUAUGCGCAAGCCAACGGGCAAAUAUCACAUUCAGGUGUGCACAACAACACCAUGCUGGCUGCGUGGCUCCGAUGCCAUUCUGGACACGUGCAAAAAGCAGCUGGGCAUCGGUGUCGGUGAGACCACAAAGGAUAAAAAGUUUACCAUCUCCGAGGUGGAGUGUCUCGGUGCUUGCGUCAAUGCGCCCAUGGUGUCCGUCAACGAUGACUACUAUGAGGAUCUAACCGCUAAGGAUAUGCAAGAAAUAUUGAGUGAUCUUAAGGCCGAUAAGAUCUCACCACCUGGUCCACGCAAUGGUCGCUUUGCCAGCGAGCCCAAGGGAAAUCCAACUUCCCUUUCCGAGGAGCCAAAGGGACCCGGUUUCGGUCUGCAAGCGGGCCUCUAAACAACAACGAUUCCUAGCUUAACUUCAACUCUGUACACAUAAUUAAUUUUGUUCUCCUUUUCUGUGUCAUGAGUAACACUCACACACACACACACACAUACACACACACACAAAUGGCUGAUAAAAUGCAAUAAAUAAAAUAUGUAACUCAAAUCAGUCAAGUUGAAUGUUUUUAACCAAA